Molecule: messenger RNA, 7121 nt
Organism: Epinephelus moara (kelp grouper)
Lineage: Eukaryota; Metazoa; Chordata; Actinopteri; Perciformes; Serranidae
Product: membrane-associated guanylate kinase, WW and PDZ domain-containing protein 1-like
Exons: 24
Coding region: 467-5329 (1620 amino acids)
Biological process (GO): signal transduction
Cellular component (GO): cytoplasm
Molecular function (GO): protein binding
Source: RefSeq, a predicted model, not a curated record
UUCCUCCAUCCACAGCGCAGGAGCAGAGGAUGAACUUGUCGCGUUACCUGCUUAAAGGCGCCGCCGGGUGCGUGAAUAGCCCAACCUGCACACGGGAUAGGUAAAUGUUUGCUUGUGGAAAGUUUAAAAAAGGGAAAAUACUCGACAGAAACUUGAAGAUUAAUAAGGAUAAGAGUGUUUGGAUGCAAAGCGGACAGUAGAGGAACAGCCAGAGAGGAAUCAGAGCGCGUGUUGUUGUCAAAGAUGCGGAAACAACAACAGAAGCGACAGCAAUCUGGAUUUUGAUCCACUGGGAUCUUUCCUCAGCGCCGGGGAGCAGCAUGGCUUGGCUCAGGAGGAGGGUGAAAAUGUUCCAACUUGGAGUGACACCCGAACAACCUGAAGUUUUCUGCCUGCUGGGACUGUCUCUGUGCUAUGGUUUUUACACCAUCCCGCGGAAUUAACGGGUUGUUGGAGCAGAGUCAUCAUGUCAAAAGUCAUUCAGAAGAAAAACCACUGGAUCAACAAAGUCAACGACUGCCUGGUGAUCCGGGACGCGUGCGGGGAGCUGAAUGUGGAGCUGCGCGGCGGAGCGGAGAAUGGAGAGUUUCCGUACAUCGGGCAAGUUAGGGAGGAUGCUGUGGUUUACCAGGACGGUAAACUGUGCGACGGGGAGCUGCUGCUGGAGGUGGAAGGGCUGCCUGUGUCUGGAUUACCUCUCUAUGACAUUUUAACUGUGAUUAACUGCUGCAAAGGUCCUGUCAGGUUGAAAACUGUGCGUCAAGGUCACAAGCUCAACAAGGACCUGAAGCACUACCUGAGCCUGAGGUUUCAGAAGUCUUCCCCCGACCACGAGCUGCAGAAGAUCAUCCGAGCCAAUCUGUAUCGCCAUGCUGUGCCUUGUACGACCCGCCCCCCUCGAGACGGAGAGGUCCCAGGGGUGGAUUACAACUUCCUGUCUGUGGAGGACUUCCUAGAACUUGAGGACAGUGGCACACUACUGGAAAUAGGAACAUAUGAAGGUAACUAUUAUGGGACCCCUAAGCCGCCAAGGCAGCCCAUCAGUGGGACAGUGAUUCUCAGUGAUGCAGGCUCCCAGCAGUCCACCCCAAAGCGCACCAAGUCCUACAAUGACAUGCAAAACGCCCGAGUAGUGCCUGCUGACGACGACGAUGACGACCAGGCCACGGAAAUGAACAACAGUUUUACAGGAUCUUUAGUGCGUAGUCUCUUCCCCUCUCCUUUGUUGUGCACAGGCAACCCUAACGACCAGGACGAGAGCCGCGGCGGCAUCCUCCGGCCGUACCCCGCACGUGAUAAUGCUCCAUCCUGUGGUCUGAACAAUGCGGCCACCUCCACAGCAGAAAGUGGGCAGCAGACCCUCGCAGAACCGCAGGUCUCUCCAGAAGACCCGCUGGGACCACUGCCUGAGAACUGGGAGAUGGCCUACACGGAGAGCGGAGAGCUUUACUUCAUAGACACGGCAAAGGCACAACACCCGGACAUGGCUGUGUCUUUUCAGAGCUUCCACAACACAAAGACCACAUCAUGGCUGGAUCCUCGGUGUAGAGACAAAGCCUCCAGGCCUCUGGAAGAGUGUGAUGAUGAUGAAGAAGGGAUACAUACGGAAGAGCUGGAGACUGAUCUAGAGCUGCCCCCAGGAUGGGAAAGGAUAGAAGACCCAGUGUACGGAGUGUACUAUGUAGAUCAUAUAAACAGGAAGACCCAGUACGAGAACCCCGUGGUGGAGGCGCGGCGUCGGAAAAUCCUGGAGCAGCAGCAGCCGCAGCCUCCAGAAGGUGAGCGGUAUAUUCGAGAGUGGAUAGAAGAGCACUCGUCAGCAGCGGCUCCGUUAGCAAACUACGCUCCAAACCACCUGGAGACCUACAGGGACCCACAGGUCCCGCCAACUCUACCUCCCGUCCCUGCAGGAGCCAAACGAGGGAAGCCUUUCUUCACAAGAAACCCAGCAGAGCUCAAAGGAACCUUCAUCAACACAAAACUGAAGAAGAGUCGCCGCGGCUUCGGCUUCACCGUGGUCGGAGGCGACGAGCCGGAUGAGUUCCUGCAGAUCAAAAGUCUGGUGCUGGACGGGCCUGCGGCCGUGGAUGGCAAGAUGGAGACAGGUGAUGUGAUAGUCAGUGUGAAUGACACCAUUGUGCUGGGCUACACCCACGCUCAGGUGGUGAAGAUCUUCCAAUCCAUCCCCAUCGGUUCCAUGGUGGACCUGGCCUUAUGCCGUGGCUACCCGCUGCCCUUUGACCCUGACGACCCCAACACAAGCCUGGUGACCUCAGUGGCGAUCUUGGACAAAGAGCCUAUCAUCGUCAACGGGCAGGAGACGUUUGACUCGCCGUCCAACCAAGCCGGACCUGUUAACGGCAUGAGGGAACCGCGGCCGCACAGCCCCUCGGCUGAGGUGGCGUCAAACGGCUCGCACGGCUACUCCAGCGACGUGGUCACCCUGGCCUCCUCCAUAGCCACCCAGCCCGAGCUGAUCACCAUCCACAUGGAGAAGGGCGACAAGGGAUUCGGCUUCACGAUUGCAGACAGCCUGACGGGAGGAGGGCAGAGGGUCAAGCAGAUAGUGGACUAUCCGCGCUGCCGUGGCCUGAAGGAGGGGGAUAUUCUGAUGGAGGUCAACAAGAGAAACGUCCAGAAUAUGAGCCACAAUCAGGUGGUGGACCUGCUGAGCAAAUGUCCCCGCGGCAGUGAGGUCACCAUGCUGGUUCAAAGAGGAGUGGUGCCAGCCAAAAGGAGUCCAAAGCUGGUGCACCAGUUAGAGAGGAAAGACAGCCAGAGCAGCUCCCAGCACAGUGUGUGCAGCCAUCGCAGCACCCACACCGAUUCUCCCAGCCACCCACCCUCUGCCAUGCCCAGUGAGGCUGUGGCUCCCACUCCUGCUGCCCCCACCCAGCCUCUGCCAGGCCUGCCCCCUCAGGACCCUGCAGAUGGCACCCUCACCCUCCAGAAGAAGCCAGACCCCUUUAAGAUCUGGGCGCAGUCCAGGAGCAUGUACGAGAGCCGACUGCCGGAUUGCCAAGAGCAGGACAUUUUCCUUUGGCGGAAGGAUACGGGCUUCGGCUUCCGUAUCCUGGGAGGAAACGAGCCCGGGGAGCCAAUUUACAUAGGGCACAUAGUGAAGUACGGGGCAGCAGAUGAGGAUGGACGCCUGCGGUCGGGGGAUGAGCUCAUCUGUGUGGACGGCACGGCGGUGGUGGGCAAGUCUCACCAGCUGGUGGUCCAGCUGAUGCAGCAGGCCGCCAAACAGGGCCAUGUCAACCUCACUGUCAGACGCAAGUCCAGUGGAUACGGAGUGUCGAAAGGGGAAGGUGACGUUCCUCCAUCGCCGGCUUCCUCGCACCACAGCAGCACCCAGGCACCCAGCCUGACAGAGGGCAAGCGGACCCCUCAAGGAAGCCAGAACUCACUCAACACCGUCAGCUCUGGCAGCGGGUCUACGAGCGGGAUAGGCAGCGGUGGUGGAGGUGGCAGCGGGAGUGCGGUGGUGCCCGCCUCCCUGCAGCCGUACGAUGUGGAGAUCCAGCGUGGGGAGAACGAGGGCUUCGGUUUCGUCAUUGUGUCAUCCGUUUCCAGGCCUGACGCCGGCACAACCUUUGCUGGAAAUGCUUGUGUGGCCAUGCCCCACAAAAUAGGGCGCAUCAUCGAGGGCAGCCCGGCGGACCGCUGCGGGAAGCUGAAAGUCGGGGACCGGAUAUUGGCUGUUAACGGCUGCUCCAUCACCAACAAGUCGCACUCGGACAUCGUUAACCUGAUCAAGGAAGCCGGGAACACAGUCUCGCUCAGGAUCAUCCCGGGUGAUGAGUCUUCCAAUGCUUCUCUGCUUACUAAUGCUGAGAAGAUAGCUACCAUCACCACCACACACACACCUCAACAGACCACAGAGUCCCGGAAUAACUCAAAGUCAAAAGGAGCUCCUCCUCCUCCACCCAUACAAUCUCAGACAACACAGGAUGCUGAGUUCUACUCUGUGGACCUCGAGCGGGACAGUAAAGGUUUUGGCUUCAGCCUGAGGGGAGGACGGGAGUACAACAUGGACCUGUAUGUGCUGAGACUAGCGGAGGAUGGAGCUGCUGUCAGAAAUGGCAAGAUGAGGGUGGGAGAUGAGAUCCUGGAGAUUAAUGGUGAGAGCACAAAGAACAUGAAGCAUUCACGUGCCAUUGAACUGAUCAAGAACGGUGGUCGGAGGGCGCGGCUUGUCCUCAAACGGGGAGAUGGAUCUGUACCUGAAUAUGACGGCAGCAGUGACGGGCACACUCCCACACCCGGGGCACAAAACACUCCGGAAGUGAGAACGCUGCCACCUAACAGCCGAUAUCACACCUCAUUGGAGUCCAGUUAUCCACCAGACCUUCACAAACCAUCACGCCAGGAGGAGGCUGCGCGUGGCCGAGACAGGGACAGGGCUGGGUCCGAUCAGAUAGACUACCAAGGCCGGCAAUUUAACCCCCACCAUCAUCACACCUGGAAUAACAGUCACAGUCAAAGUACCCCCAGACAGCAGUCUCCAGAUAACAGUAUCAGCAGUAGCAGUGGCAACAAGAAGAGCCGAGGCCGCAAAGUCAAGAAGUCCGAGUCGGAGAGCGGCAUCUCUAAACUCCUAAAGACUCUGAGGAAAGACAGCUCGGGGAAGAAGGCCGCAGCUGCCGAGAAACUGAGGGGGCGAGAGCUCUCAGGCAGCAGUUCUACUUUGGACGGGAGGUUUCGUCAGCAGCGCCGCGGCUCCCUUGACCGCUCACCAACCCGAAAACGCGCUUCGUCUCCUGAUCGUCGGCGGGCCAAGUCGAUGGACCGCAGGGCAGAGCGGGCCCAUCGGGACCGCACACCUGAGAGGGAGUAUGAUGAUGGCGGGUUCCUCGCAGUCACCCCUGAACGCAAGUUCUACGAGCGGAGGCUCCUCAAGGACUCACAGAUGGCUGGGCGAGUCAGGGAGGCCACAACCCCCGAGCGCACCAACAACAACGGAGAUUCCUUGUCUCUCUCCAGGGGCCGUACAUAUAACAGAGCCACAAAGAACGGCAACCUCCUGAGAGACUCUUCCUCAGAGAGGAGGGAGGAGAGAUAUCUGAUUAACGGGACACCAGAGCGACGAUACCGAGUGGAGCGGGACUCUUCCCCUGACAGCAACUACAGCCGGGACGAGCUGAACUAUGCAGCAGCACCCAGACUGAAGGAUUACUACGGCAUGAUGAAGAACAACGCUGCACACAACAAUGCUGCCUACAACAACACAGGCCAUAACAAUAACACAGUUGGCCACAGCCCAAACCAGCUCCCUGAGCCCAAGAGAAGGCUGUACAAAGAAAGCCCCAAAGACCUCAGCAUCUAGAGCAGAGAUCCCCCUCGCCACUCUCCUCUAUCUGUAAAAACUAUGUACCAUACACUGGAAUUGGACUUCUGAGGAUACUAACUCUUGUGCUUUAUUUGGUCGAAUGGUUUAUUGAUUGAUUUGAUUGACUUAACUACUUGUGAUCCCAUCCAGAGAUUCAUAAAACAGCAGGAGUACAAUCCUAUCAGUUCAUACUGGUUGUUUUGUCAUUGUUAUAGUUAUUUUGAACAUAACAGAGGUUGUUGUACUAUAGUAAAGGUAUUGUAUGUGCCUGCAUAUGAAAUCAGUGAUAUUGCUUUUUGUAGGCAUUGCUGAAUCUAAAUAUUUGUUCCCUCAGAGGUAUGAAACAUGCUUCCAGUUGUGGUAUCUUCUAACUACUAAGCUUGUUUUCAACUUGUUUUUAGAUGUCUUUUCCAUUCCUGAAUUGCUUUACUGAACAAACUAUAGCACAAGACACUGAUGGUUCACAAGAGCUGUGAAAGUCACAGACUGAAGGCAAAAAUCUAAAUUUAAGAUCUGAUGGUAAACGUAGAGUGAUAAUUAAAUAAAUAAUAUAUGACUUUUUUUGCAUUUGCUCACUAUUUAUUUUUUAAUUUGGCACAUAUCUUGAGCAAGCUUCAUUAAAUCCUGGAGGACCAAGAUAGAAGUACACACUGUACCUGGGAAAGCAUGCUGUACCCUUACUUGUGUUGCAUCCUUGAAAUGUGUGGCAGCUCACCCUCCUUUGCCUAAACACACCCACACACUACCGAUAUUAAGAAAGAGAUCAGAUAACUGAUGAGAAAAUUGGCAACGGUGUAAUUAGUUUCUCCCUCAGAGAAGGAUUAUAAAAAUAACUUGAAUGCUCACUUUGUUCCUCAGUGUGUUACUGAUGUAGCACAGAAACCUGACUCACUUUUAACUAAAGGCAAAACAGCUCUGGCUGAUUCUCUGUUGCGGGAAAAUGAGAGAUAUCUAAAUUUGUUGCUCAUUAAAUUUUCAAUUUAGUACUUUAGAUGAGUCUGCAUAAUGCCACAAUACCAGCUUAAAGCUGCCAUAAAAUAUGAUUUUUCAAAUAUGCCAAAAAAAAAUUUAAAACAAAUGUGUAAAUUACCCUGUGCAAGAUGCAUGUGUAAAAUUUAAGUGUAGUUUAACCACUUUAUCCGAUAGGUCUGAGCGAGAAUUAUCGAUAAGGAACAUGCACUGUAAUACCACAGUAAUAAUUAGCCCUGUCCUCAUGUUGAUGAUAACCACAUUUGCGCACCGACCACCUCCUGGGUCCUGACACAAGAGCUGAUGUGUUUUCUUGUGUUGGUAAUAUACGGAGAGUCCCGGUACAGGAGACGACCAAUCUGCCAUGCUGAGCCAUGCUGUCACGCCACUGGAGUCUGACUGCUGCUUUAUAAUGUGUUUUGUGUGUAUUCUCUGUUUUAUGUUUCAUUGAAGAACUAAAAUAUAUUGGAUAAACCACAACAAAUGCAUUGUUUGAUCACUGUUGUCGCCAUGGUACUGUAUUAACAAAAAAGGACAAAAAAAAAAAGAAGAAAAAAAAAACACAUUAAGAAGUUAACCUGUUGGCCAUCACCUGUAAAGAUUUUUCCAGUGUAACUAUUAGGAACCUGUCAAGGAAUAAAAUGUUGCCUUUUUCUUGUACAAAAGAGAAAUUUAUGAAAAACCUCAGCAGUGAGGAAUGUGAUAUUGUGUUUAUAUCUCUGAAAUGGACCUGAUGAUUUAUGGGAAAUAUGUUGAUUUACUCUGGAUCAGGUAUGUAAAGACAUUUUAAAAUGAAAGACUGUAUUUGGUCAAUCAGAAA